Linum tenue is the source of this 1939-nucleotide messenger RNA. The record is from the annotation of a GenBank genome assembly. NCBI's taxonomy places the organism in Eukaryota, Viridiplantae, Streptophyta, Magnoliopsida, Malpighiales, Linaceae.
AUCGUGAUUCCAAAAAAGGCAAGAAGAAGAAACCCCAUACGAAUUGAAUCCAACCGAAUCCCUUUCCACCUUUGCUCGGCGAAGUCAGCGGACCGUCGCCGGAAUUCCGUAUCUGUGAAACAAUGACGCCGAAGAAGAUCAUCAUCGACACCGAUCCCGGAAUCGAUGACGCCAUGGCGAUAUUCCUCGCGCUACGGUCUCCUGAAGUGGAGGUGAUCGGGUUGACGACCAUCUAUGGCAACGUCUACACCACUCUCGCAACCAUGAAUGCCUUGCAUUUGCUGGAGGUUGCUGGAAGGACUGAUAUCCCGGUGGCGGAGGGAUCUCAUGUUACUAUAACUAAAGGUACGAAGCUUCGGAUUGCUGAUUUCGUCCAUGGCUCUGAUGGACUAGGGAAUCAGAAUUUCCCCCCACCCAGUGGAAAGGCUAUCAAGCAAUCAGCAGCUGAGUUCCUUGUUGAGCAAGCAAGUCUUCACCCUGGGGAAGUCACUGUGGUUGCAUUGGGUCCACUGACAAAUCUAGCACUGGUACUAUCUGUUCUGCAGGCUAUUGAGUUGGAUCCUGCCUUCGCAAAGAACGUUGGGCAGAUUGUUCUCCUUGGUGGUGCAUUUUGUGUGAAUGGCAAUGUGAAUCCUGCAUCAGAGGCAAAUGUCUUUGGUGACCCUGAGGCUGCUGAUAUUGUUUUCACUAGCGGGGCUGAUGUCGUGGCUGUUGGCAUAAAUGUGACACACCAAGUUGUUUUGACAGAUGCUGAUCGAGAGAAACUAGCAAAUUCAAAUGGGAAAUUUGCUCAGUAUUUGUGCAAAAUCAUGGGCAUCUACUAUUCUUAUCAUCAUGAUGCAUAUAGCACUAGAGGGGUCUAUCUUCAUGAUCCGACAACCGUUCUUGCAGCUGUAAAUCCUUCACUUAUGACUUACACAGAAGGUGUCGUUAGAGUCCAAACCGUCGGCAUUACAAGGGGACUCACGAUACUCUACAAUAAACAAAAGAGGUUUGAAGAGGUUACCGAGUGGUCUGACAAACCCACGGUAAAGGUAGCAGUGACUGUUGAUGCUCCCGCUGCUGUCAAACUGAUCAUGGAUCGUUUGAUGGAGUCAUGAACAAUAAACAGCGUUGUCAUCUGCUUCGUAAACUGUCUCGCGGGUGCUAAGCUGAUUUGGACAUUCUCAUUGUUAUGUGGAGUUUCUGUGGAUACGGAUGAUGGUUAUUGAAGUCUAAUGACAGAAGUGAGCUGAGACAAUAAACCGAUGGUGUGUAAAUCUAAAUUGUAAUAUUCUCCAUGAGAACUGAUAGAGCUUUGCUGGUUUUCGAUAUUCUUCGAAAUGCACUACCUGUUUAAUCUGAUAAGAGUGGAUGAAGCCUACUACUAAAAACUGCGGAAGUUCUGAUCAAACCCGGUUCCGUGAGAAGAUUGGAUUGCUUAUUUGCUUGUUAAGUAAGUAAAUAUUUGGGCCUAUGAACCUAUAGCUCUACCUGAAAUUCUUGCGCUCAAAAUCUGGUGAUUGAGACAGGCAAGUAUACCUUGUUGACAGCAAGCACACCAACAUCAGCAGGAAACCAUACUCGGGACGCUCGAGAAUACUUUAAUCUGAGGCACUCCGCCCUUAGAACUGCCAUUGACCGAACAUUUGCAGCAUUGACAGCACGAUUCCCGAUACUAAUGGCAGCUCCUCCGUACUCAUAACUCAUCGCAAACCCAGAUGACUUGAUAUUUCGUACGUAUGAAGACGAUAUUAUGUUAAUGCAGAUCGAGAAGCCAUCGAUUCGGGACUCCAUAGCUGGUGAGAUGUGGAAAGAUUAUAUUGGUGAUUUGUCAGCCAUGGGAGCUUGAAAGGUGGUGGUUUUUGGACGAGGGGCAUUUGAAUUUAGUGUUUAUAGAGAGUAGAACUGAUCCUUUUACAAUUACCUUCUUUGAUUGUUGGAAGUGCAGUUUCAGGCC